AGAGAGAUGGCUUUCGUCGCAAGCGAGAGGGAAUCCCCUCCGACACCGCACUCUCCUUUCCAUGCUUCCCUGGUUUCCAUGACCUUUUACUGUUUGUUUACUCAUCUUCGCCUGCGCCACUGCGUUGCUCCCUCUACUGCUCAGUAGUCCUCCUUUCGCCUUUCCCCUUCGCUCAAUGUUCCAUUGCUCGCUUUGAUAUGCGUGUGUAUGCGGAGCGGGAGUUGCUUGACAGCUACACUGGCCAAAAAGAAGACGAGAAAAGCCUCUUUGAUUCGUCGCCUCUCUCUUUCUUGACUGUUGAGUGAGUGAUGAACCCCUGCUCGCUUCCCUUCUCUCUCCGAGGGGUUUUCUGAGGUUUAGGUGGACUCCAGAGAUGAGUUUGGCCAUCGCGGAGAAGAAGCCGCAGCAGCAGAGGCGGCCGGGUGGGUUCGUCGCCAUCUUCUUCCAGCUCUUGGAUUGGAACCGCCGGCUCGCCAAGAAGAAGCUUUUCUCCAGGAAACCCCUCCCUUCAGUUCGAGCCGCGAAAGGGUCGGCGAACAAGUACGGCGCCGACGACAAGAUGCCAUUGGCGAAGCUGCUUCUGAUCGACGAUGACAACCAGGGAGGUUUUCCGGGCGAAAAGAAUCCCGAGACCGACGUUGAUCUUGGAAAUGGGAUGCGAGCUCCGGGGCUGGUGGCAAGGCUGAUGGGUCUCCAGUCCAUGCCUGUUGUUGCGCAUGAAAGGCCGAGAAAGGCUACUGAUUCUAGCCGCCUUAGCAAUGAGCAGAGAAGCGGUCGGGAGUCUCUCCAGAUCGAUCAAGAUUUAUGCCUGGAAGAUGGUGGCAUCGGGAAGCUGGAAACUAGACCGCACAAGUUACAAAAGACGGGAGCUUUCUUGGAAAGGAAGCGGACUGACCAUGGCCGAACAAAACCAGGUGCGUCGGGCAAGAAGGUCCUUUCGUCCCCCUCAAAGGAGAAGCUUCGCAAGCUGGUGUCACCUGUGAAAAGCCCGAGAUUGCCGUCGGUGGAUCAUCGCACCCGGUUGAUGAAGGCUGCCACCAAGAUUCUGGAGCCUGGGUUGCAGUCUAGAAGUCGGGCCAAAUCUGCUUUGACUUACAUGGAUUAUUUGCCAGGUGAUGCAAAAGGCGCUGAUUUUGUUGCCAUCUUGAAGGAGUCGAAGGAACCGUUAUGUGAUCCUCUUCCCGAGUCUAGCAUGAGUUAUGGCAGUUUAGGUGGAACCUCGAGAUCAGAACUAGGCGAGGAAGAAUCUUCGAGACCAAAGAUUGGUUCAUCUUCAUUCAAAAUGAGUAAUGCUUCCUGCUCUCAUGCUGGUUUUGUGGAAGGUAGUUUGAUACCAUUUGACAUGCAAGGUGAACACAGCAGGAACCAAAAGACAUCUGUCCCUGUUCAAGCUAAGAUUAGUGUGCAAAGCAAAGUGAAGGGCUUAGCAGAGAGGUAUAACCAAAAUACAAGCAAGACCAAGCCGGAUGGGUCACCAACUGUAUUUCCACGGAAUCAGUUUACACAGAAUCCAUCAACACGGGUAAAAAAUAAAGCAGCUUUUGGUUCCAGCAUAUCUUCAAGAAAGCAGGGGGGAAGAGAUGCUUAUGGCUUGAAUGGCACGAAAGGUUCUGUCUUUAUUGACAGAAAUGUAGGGAACUGCAGCCGUUUGAAGACAGCCUAUGAGGAAAGUAGCCAUAGAAGGGCAUUGGGUAGUAUAUCUUUGGGGAAGAACAUGCCCCGUAAAAGAACAAUUAGUAGCUUCGGUGUCAAGAAUGUCGAUGCUUUCCAUUCAAGCCGUGCUAAGCAAAGCGUUAAAAGUGACAUGAGUAACCAGAAGGGAAUAAGACAUAACAAUAACGGGUCUGUUUACAAGAAAUGCAUCGAAAAUGACUCAAAGAAUGAUCAUGGUGAUCUUAUUUUCAGGAGAAAUGACAUUGUUUCUUUCACAUUCAGUUCACAAAUUAGGCAUGCAUCUAUGACAUCCGUAUCCGAAGGGGCAACAGAGAGAAGCAGGACAAAGAAAGAACUUAUUAAUGAUAUUGGUUCCAAUAAAAACUUGAUGUCGUUAGCAAAAGGUAGCAAUUUGACUUCUAAUAGAAGAGAAACUUUAAGGGGAGACGAACUAAGCAACCUGCUCGAACAAAAAAUCAGGGAAUUAACUUCCAUGGAUCGAGAAAAAUUAGAAGCUAGGGAUGCAUGGUCUGCUUCUUCCAUUUUUGAAGAGCUGGGAACUGCCAUUAUAUCCGAGCCAAAUUAUCAUAAAUAUACUAAUGGGUCUUCCCAGAAGGGUAUCAUGUCUUGCAGUGUAGACCUCUCUGUCUUUCCUAUCCAACAAUCACAGGAGGCAAAAUUUGGUCCUGCUGCUACAGUUCAUUCCACCGAGAGUAAUCAAUUCAGCCCAGUAUCUAUUCUUGAGGCUUCAUUUUCAAACGAAAGUUGCUCUUUUGGAAGUCUCGAUGCUAGCUCAGGUGGAAAAUUACAAUUCGGGCUGGCAGAAAGUUGCAACGCAACACAAUCAUCUGAUCUGGACACUGAACUUUUGGAUUCAGCAACUUCAGUUGACAUCAGGAAGUCUAUCAUACAUAAGAUCCGGCAUUUGACUUACAUAAGUUUAAGUGACCCUGACAUUCAAUGUGAUGACAUUGGAUUCUCAAAAACUAAACUUGGUGAAGCCAGGCACGCAAUUUUAAAUGCAGUACUGCUGUUUGAAAACUUCGCCUUGUAUAGGCCAGAUAAUUCUGUAGGCACUCUAGAAUCAUUUCUUUUAGACAUGCUACAAGCAAUUUUAGAUGCUCUUUGUGUAAAGCUGAUAGGUGAACCCAGUUACACAGGGAUGAAAGGGACAGAUCAGCUCAGAGAGCUAAUAUUUGAUUGCAUGAUCGAGUGCCUGAACUCCAAGUAUUACUAUUUGUGCAACUCUGAUUAUACGGCAUGUCGUAGCUUACCUUUCCUCACAACCCAAGAGCAGCUGAUGAGAGAAGUUGCCAAGGAGAUAAGAGGGUGGAUAGAUUUGGCUGGGAAAUAUCUGGAUGAUUUGGUCAAGAAUGAAACGGAAACUUCAUCUGGAAAGUGGACAUAUUGCAAGAUCGAAGCAUUUGAAGCAAGCACGGAGAUGGAGAGCAACAUACUUCAGAAUUUGGUCGAUGAACUGGUGAUAGAUUUCUGCCAAUGCUGAAAGGGACACUAAUCAAUGGAUGCUUAAUGAGGAAGAAAAUGAUAGAAGUUUGAUGGGUUAAUUGGUUACAGUGGAGUGCAGGUUUCGUUUUGUUUGUUCUGUUUUUGUUGGCUGUAAUUAUGACACUGGGAAGCAAGAUGUGAUCUUAUGUACAAAUUUCAAAAGGAAGAUUUGUGGAAGGCUGGUUUGUUGGA
Molecule: messenger RNA, 3351 nt
Organism: Musa acuminata subsp. malaccensis (wild Malaysian banana)
Lineage: Eukaryota; Viridiplantae; Streptophyta; Magnoliopsida; Zingiberales; Musaceae
Source: RefSeq, a predicted model, not a curated record